UGUUGCAGUGACGGUGUAUGUAUAUAUAUAUUAGUAAGAGAGCAAGUAGGAGAACAUACGAGCUAAGCGUGGUUGUGGAUCGAAACGCCUUCACCCGACCUUUCAAUCUAUAUCGAUAUGCAGGCGAGUCCAACUUGCGUAGCAAUCUCUCACUGUGGUAGCCUGCGGGCCUUGGCGUAAGCCCUUCGAGAAAAAGUGACGAUGGAAGCGCUCAGACCUUGUGAUGUUCCCUCUCUCACCGUCGUAUAAGUAUAGCAAUUACUCUGGUCAGACCAAACUUCUACUCCACAAAGCCUCCAGAAACCCCAACAAUUACAUACUCAACCUUGUCACUCAACUACCACAUUGCAACAAGAUGAAGUCUUUCACCUCCAUCAUCCUCCUCGUGGCCUUCUCCACCAUUGCAAUGAGCGGUGCCAUUCCCCGUGGCAUUGCUCCCGCUUCUACAUCCACCAUCGAGUCUUCUCUCGCGAAUGCAAGUCCUCUACCCGCGUCGUUCGCGCACCCACUAUCGCUGCUUUACCCUAGGGCUAAUGAAAAUCAGGACGUUCACACUCAGGUCGUCAGUAGCUCAUGCCAAAAGUGCACUAAAUCUUUCAUCGACUGCACCAAGGUGUGUAGCUCCAUGACUGCUAAGCUCAGAGUAGAAGAAAUUACUAAUUCUUGUCGAUACAUACUAGACUUGCCACGGCUCCUCGUGCCAGCGCAUCUGCCUCAGCGUUCAUGCUGAUGGCAAGCCGUGCAAGAAGACUUGUGGAUGGC
Molecule: messenger RNA, 762 nt
Organism: Alternaria alternata
Lineage: Eukaryota; Fungi; Ascomycota; Dothideomycetes; Pleosporales; Pleosporaceae
Exons: 1
Coding region: 224-730 (168 amino acids)
Source: RefSeq, a predicted model, not a curated record